GCGCAAAACAAACUUGACGCGUACAACGCAGGAGUAACAACCAGAGGAAACGAACGACUUCGCGGAGUAAUAUGGCUAAAUCUUCUGCAUCUGAAGGCUUUGCCUUUUGUGUAAAGGGCGUGCUAAUGUUAUUGCUUUUCGCUUCGUCGCUUUUCAAGGUGUCUGAAGGAUGGUGCAAUGACUGCGAAGACGAUCAAGUAUGUUGUAAUUUUGUUUGCAUUUACGAAUCCAGUUGUUUGGGUCUCUCCUGUACGACUGGCAUGGAUUGUUCUUUCGGUGAAAGUUGCUGCAACAAUGUCUGUGUGAAUGGUUCAAACUGUCUCGGUCAAACCUGUUCGUAUAGUGCAGAAUGUGGCGUGGGUGAAACCUGCUGCAAUGGGAAAUGCACUCCUGGCUAUGAUUGUAUUGGACAGCCAUGUUGGACAGAUGCUGACUGCGGAAGUACUAGUAAUGAAUAUUAUUGUUGCGGAGGAACAUGUGGUUAUAACGAUUGCAACGCCGACAACACUCUUUGGGUCGUUCUUGGUUUAAUUUGUGGAUCAGUCCUUAUUGUUAUUGUUAUCUCUAUUUUUGUCCGUUGCAUUUGCCACCGUGGUCUGAGGCCAGCUUACGGAAGUGUUAUUGUAGGACAGAGAGUAGUACCAGCAACUAGCGCACCCUACCUUGGUCAGUCUCCACCGUCCUACCAACAAGGCUACCCAUGCUAUCCCCCACCGCAGUAUGAACAAUAUCCAGCUUACAACGAGGGAACAACAAAGUCAAGUGAACCACCUCCCCCUUACAGGACUGCACCCGAGGGAAUAUCAGGAGGAGUGUCUGCUACUCGAAACUACUAUGGUGCUGUAUAAAAUUCAUCUCUGUCAGUAUAGAAACUAGUUUAACAUUUUUCUCUUUUUUGUGUUACAAAGCACCCUUUGCCCAGGAGAGUUUGGAGUUACAUACAUGUAACUUCAUGUUUGUUUUAUGUUUAGUUCUUAUGAUGGGGCCGCCUCGACAGUGAAAUCACAUGAUGAAGCUUUUGUAAACUUCUUUCAAACCAUGUCAACUGAGUAAAAGAUGUGUGCCCAAAUAGUCUCAUGUUCAGGGUUUUUUAACCUUUGUGUAUAUAUAUAUAUAUAUAUAUAUAUAUAU
Messenger RNA from Orbicella faveolata, 1131 nucleotides. RefSeq lists its product as uncharacterized. NCBI's taxonomy places the organism in Eukaryota, Metazoa, Cnidaria, Anthozoa, Scleractinia, Merulinidae. The record is from RefSeq and is a predicted model, not a curated record.